AAGAGGUUGUAGGUAACAUCCUGGUGUCCCUUGACAGUCCAAGAGUUCUUUACAUGCAAGGAUGAGAGGGAAACGAUUGCCGCGAACCAGGAGCACAUGGUCUCCCGUGCCAUGACCUUAAUUAAAUCAGGUGUGAGAAAUUCCUCACCAUAAUGUCAAAACCUGGAGAAAUUAUUUCUUUCAAUCCUGAAUCCAUCGUCGUCGACGUUUUCUCCAAGGCAUACGCAAUUCGUGUUAGUCCUCCCCUUCAAUUCGAAUCCCAAGUGAAAUUUAAUAUUCAAGUGUGACGAGUUCUGUAUGCCCGUGUUUUGGCAUUGGGCCACCUGACACUGAGAAGCAAGGUCAUGUUAGAAUGUUAGAUCGUAUGCAGCUGCCGCUUUGCCAUACUGUAAGAUAAAAAUCAUUGUUCUAAGGCCUUCCCUCAGGAGGAAACCCAAAUGCUCCGGGGACUUUUGAAGACUUCGAAAGUGGAUGUUACCAGAUUGCAAUUCACUGGAUUACUGAACGAUACAUUGCGGUGACCUUUGAAGCAAAAUCCUUUGAAUAACUUCAUGCAGGAGGUUGAUUUGCCCAACUGCUCAUGUUAAGCCGAAUAAUGGUUUCAUGCAAUUGCAUGGUGUGAAAAGCAGACGACAGAGUAGCAUCCAUCUCAGGUUUGGCGAGUAAACCACCAGGCAACAAAACGAUUAUUUUAGCCGUGAAAGUGCGAAAGAAUGGAGUUUUAGGCUAUUUAUCAUCGGUUCAAGUCGACUAUCUAGCUUUUUUGGAUCACGCGCAGAGUAAUGGCAUCGACAAAUCCUAGGGUGUUCUUUGAUAUUGUCAUUGGGGGCACACCCACGGGCCGGAUUAUAAUAGAGCUCUAUAAAGACACAUGCCCAAAGACUGCCGAAAACUUCAGGUGUUUGUGCACUGGCGAGAAAGGCGCUGGCGAAAGCGGACGAAACCUGCACUUCAAAGGCUCGGCAUUCCACCGUGUCAUCCCAGAGUUCAUGUGCCAGGGAGGUGACUUCACGAAGGGAAAUGGCACAGGGGGCGAAUCAAUCUACGGCACCAAGUUCCCGGACGAGAAUUUUGUGAGAAGGCACGGCGUGCCAGGAACAUUGUCGAUGGCAAAUGCUGGACCCAACAGCAAUGGGUCCCAGUUCUUCAUCACCACCGUCCCCGCGCCGUGGCUCGAUGGAAAACAUGUUGUGUUCGGAGUGGUCGUCGAAGGAUUCAAUGUCGUGAAAGCGAUUGAAGCCGUUGGCUCCAGUGAUGGCAAGACUCGCAAGGCUGUGAUUAUCUCUAAUUGUGGGCGACUCUAAAGCUAUUGACACUCUCGGUUGUUUUUGAACUAGGUGGUGUCGGUCACAUUUGAUUAGCAACGGCAGAAGUUCUUCAUUCGCGAUUAUAAAUAGCAUCCGAACUGUUCAACCAAGCUCUUGCAUUCUAUCACUUCCAGAAUACAACACUCUUUGCGAAACAUGCCUCAAGCACAUUUCCGGCUGCAAAAUACUAACUCCCAAGUGUCACUGCCAAGUGUCGAUUCUGCAAAGCUAAUUCCUUUUUUACUGCAAGACAAUCUAUGCUGCCUCACCAGACGAUUACUUCAGACGAUUACGUUUCCGAGGCGUUUAUCUUGUUGUUAAUCCAUCAAUGCAUCACCAUAAUGCAUACUUGAAGAGGAGAUUAUCCUGGGUAAUUCUGUGAGCACAUGUGCUUGUUGAGAAACCAGCUGAUAGUUCAAAUGGCUCAAUGCAUGCAUCAUAUUCGCAGUAAUGGACUUUCAACAAGGACAAAUAUGACUAUGACUGUAAAGAAAGCACAUUUUAAAGCAGUGUAAAUCAUGUGUAGGUUUCCCUUAUUAUUUGGAGAAAUACAUUUGGAAUUUGAUAGCCUUGGAAACUGAGUUUCACCUCACUUUGCUCUC
Molecule: messenger RNA, 1909 nt
Organism: Physcomitrium patens
Lineage: Eukaryota; Viridiplantae; Streptophyta; Bryopsida; Funariales; Funariaceae
Product: peptidyl-prolyl cis-trans isomerase
Biological process (GO): protein folding; protein peptidyl-prolyl isomerization
Cellular component (GO): cytoplasm
Molecular function (GO): cyclosporin A binding; peptidyl-prolyl cis-trans isomerase activity
Source: RefSeq, a predicted model, not a curated record